Lolium rigidum is the source of this 996-nucleotide messenger RNA. RefSeq names its product very-long-chain 3-oxoacyl-CoA reductase 1-like. Gene Ontology annotation, cellular component: endoplasmic reticulum. The transcript is spliced from 2 exons. The coding region runs from base 1 to 996 and encodes 331 amino acids. The record is from RefSeq and is a predicted model, not a curated record. NCBI's taxonomy places the organism in Eukaryota, Viridiplantae, Streptophyta, Magnoliopsida, Poales, Poaceae. Gene Ontology annotation, molecular function: ketoreductase activity.
AUGGUAUCGUCCCAAAGGCAAGAGUCGCCGGCGUGGUUCGUCUCGGCGGCUAUCCUCGGCGCCUUCUACAUGUUGCCAUUUCUGAUCCGCCUCCUCGCCCGCCUCGCGCUCUGCCUACGCCGUCCCAAGGACCUUCGCCGCCGCUACGGUGCGUGGGCCGUUGUCACUGGCCCGACGUCCGGCAUUGGCCGCUCCAUGGCCCUUGAGCUCGCCCGGCGUGGCCUCAACCUCGUCCUCGUCGACCUCAACGCCGCCAAUCUCCGGGAGAUCUCGGAGACCAUCGGUUCCCUCCACGGCGUGCAGACCAGGACCGUCGUGUUCGACCUCUCGCUCGUCUCCACACCUCAAGGUGACGAGGCGAUGGCGCGGCUCCGGGAGGCGGUGGCCGGGCUGGACGUUGGGGUGCUGGUGAACAACGCCGGUGUGGCGACGCCGGGCUCGCGGUACCUGCACGAGGCCGACGCUGAGGCGUGGGUGAGCAUGAUACGGGUGAACCUGUGGGCGGUGACCGAGGUGACGGCGGCGGUGCUGCCGGGGAUGGUGGCGCGGGGGAGGGGCGCCGUGGUGAGCAUGGGGUCAGCGUCGUCGGAGGCCAUCCCCUCCUUCCCACUCUACACCAUCUACGCCUCCACCAAACGCUACGUCGCGCAGCUCUCCAGGAGCCUCUACGUCGAGUACAGAAGCAAAGGCAUCGAUGUGCAGUGCCAGGCUCCGUUCUACGUGGCGACGCAAAUGGCGGCGACGCUCAAGGAGACCGGUCGCGUCACUCUGCUCCUCAUCGCGCCGACGCCCGACGCCUACGCGCGUGCGGCGGUGCGCUGGAUCGGGCACGGACCGCCGCUCUGCGUGCCCAACGUCGGCCACCAGCUCUUCUGGUGCCUCGUUGCCGCCGUGCCGGACCCCGUCCACGACUGGCUCCGCCUGCGUGACCACCUGCACCACAGACAGCUGUUCUACAGUCCACUCAGUGUCGCCGGCGGCACGUCGCGCCGGUAA